AUGUUCGGCUCCACCACCCAGUCCAAUGGGUUUAGUUUUGGCAGCACGCCGAAACCCAACAUCUUUGGGAACUCCCAAAGCACAGGGCAGACCACGAGCAAUGCGCUUUUUGGGGGGCUGCAGAACCAGCAGAACCAGCAGAACCAGCAAAGCCAGCCGACCUCGAGCCCAUAUGGAGUCAACAUCGCGUCGGCGUCGGCGUCGGCACAGGAAUCUGAGAUGCCGCAGGCGUUGACGUCGCGCGUGCCUAAUACAGACACACAGCUAAAACGGAGGAGGUCGGCGUCCUCGAUAGCGUCGCACGAAACUAAGGAGCACGCCUCGUCUCUGUCCUUUCUGAGCCGUCUCUCGAAACCUUUUUCGGGCACUCUCAAGUACCCUAUGGAAACCGUGACGGGGAUUUUCACGUCGGACAAAGCGCACGAGACCAAAAGACCCAAAGUGGACGCGGUUCCGUUCUCAGAGGACUCUGUUUCGUUGCCAAAGUCCGAUUUCAGAAAGCUGGUAAUUCGGAAUCCUAAAGGAACGCACAGAAACUAUUACGAGAUCAACCCAGACGAAGUGCUUCUUGGCAAGGAAGUGGCAAGAACAAACGGGUUCAUGCGUGUUGUGUCCAACUUUAAGCCCUCGUUUCUCAGGCAAGAAGACAAGCUGCUGGAAUCGCCUGUAGAACAAGAUUCCAGCUUUUCAAAAAUACCCGAGGGCUACUGGUGCUCGCCUUCGAUUGAAGAUCUUUCAAAAAUGACGCAGCAGGACCUGAUGCAUGUGCAGAAUUUCACGGCUGGAUGCCGGGGAUUCGGCCAGGUCUCGUUCUCGUAUCCGGUCGAUUUAUCAGCAUUCCACAGCAGGCUGGACCAGCUUUUAGGCGUGCACAUCGUUUUCAGACCAAGAAUAGUGCAAGUGUAUCCUGACGGAACAGACAAGCCCUCGCCGGGAAAUGGAAUGAAUGUGCCUGCUGUGAUUAGUCUGGAGAAAUGCUAUCCCUUUGAUAAGGCCACCAAAACGCGGAUUACCAACCCCUCUGCUCCCGAGGUUUCUGCACAUAUUAAUCGACUCAAGAGUACCCCAGGAAUGGCGUUCGUCAACUAUGAUCCUAUUACCGGAACGUACACUUUCAAGGUGGACCAUUUCAGUAUCUGGGGACUGGUUGACGAGGAUGAAGACGAUCCGCAGCUUGUCCAACGCUUCAGAAAACAAAUAGAGAGCGAGAAUCAGCGCGAGGCACGUAAACAGACACAGAAAAGAGAGGCAUUUAAGCGCAUAUCUUCGUAUACUGGAGACUUGGAGGCUGUUCCUGGAGGAUGGACCGCAGAGUCGGAAGACGCAAACAUGGAAGACAGCGUGGAACUCGGACAGGAUGACUACAUUCAGGUAGACGCACCGGAGCCAGACAAUGAUGUCAGCGACAUGGAAGACGAGGUUCUUCCUGAAGACCCAGUUUUCGACGAUCUGGUGCAUGUGCGCGCAUACGAGCCAGACCUAGAAGAAAUUGAUAUGAUGGUUCUCAAAAAGGAGGCCAAGUUCGAGACCAGUGAAAACUGGAGCCACCAGCUGGAGCUGGCUUCCGGGUUCGAGUCUGUCUUCAGCAACGAAUAUGACUACUCGAAAAAAAUGGACGUGUCUGCCAAAAGUGUGAACGAGCUGCUUUUUAGUAGGGACUCGCACAAACGCAAGAAAGUGGAAAUGAAGCCAGUGCACUCUGAGGAUUUGCAGACGUUGAAUAGUGUUCUGGCGGGCGAAAUGCGCCAGAUGAAAGUCAUAGCUAGAGAAAACUCAUAUCCGUUAAUCAAGCCUGACGAAGACGUUUCGCUACAGUCCAUUCUCAACAUCUACAGGAACUCGAGCGAGUUCAAAUUUUGGGAUCUGAUUGCGCGACUCUUCGAUGACAAAUACUGCGAGUCGUUUCUUGGACAAGCUGAGUUGGAUGCGUAUGCAGGCAAGCCACAGCUGAGAAAAACAUUCAUCGACCUGCAACGCCGGGAGCUAUUGAUUGACUGGCUGCACGACCACAGCUUGCCAGAAAUCAACAAGCUGCUCGAAGCCUCAAAAUCGGAUCCUCUGGAGAGAACAUACUUGCAUAUUUGUUCUGGCGACAUAGUAAAGGCGGUGGUGACAGCAAUCGAAUCCUCAAACAACCACCUGUCUGUUCUUCUAACCCUAAUAGACUCAAAUGACCCUUCAGUUAGAAGACUAUCAAGAGCACAGCUAAAGGAAUGGGAAUCUACCUCUACGCUGCAGUACAUCCCUGCUCCGGUGCUAAAGGUCUACAAGCUUUUGGCAGGAUACAUACUAUCUAACGACAUUGUCCAGCAUUUGAAAGGACUUUCGUGGCCGACUGUUCUUUUGAUGCAACUGAAAUACGGAGACACAAACCGCAGCAUCAGCGAACUGGUUAACGACGUGAUUGACCACGAGUCAAAGCUAUGGGUUGCGCCAAGCGUGCGAGACAAGUAUUAUCUCGCAUUUAAGCUUCUGAGUUCUCCCUCUUCCGUCGUCAUCCACUACGACAACGAGACGCAGUUCCUGCUGUUCAAGAAGCUGAACAGUAUGCUGAAUUUGUCCAAUAUUGACAACGUGAUUCUUCAACUGAGCCAGAAGCUUGCCUCACAGGAAUACUAUGAGGAAGCCUUGUUUGUUUUGGAACAUUUGAGUGACGAUGCCCUUUGCGAGUCUGAAAUCUCGAGCCUGAUCAAACUGAACAUCGACUCGUUCCGCUUCUUGGAUAACGACAUGAGACUCGACACCUUGCACCAGACAUACAGACUUCCAAAGUCUAUUCUUCACCAGGCCAGAUCCAGGAGGUUUGAAAAGGAUGGAGAUUCCGUGAAGGCUGUGUGGGCGCUGGUCGAGGCAGGAUCGAUGGAAGAGGCACAUAAGCUGACCUUAAGCGAGGUUGCGCCCGAAUUUGUGAUUGCCAAUGCCAACCUUGACGAAUUGGAGGAACUGCUUGUCAAAUUUAAGACCUUGUCUGACUGGGUGAUUGGUGCUCAGAUAUACUACGAAUAUAUCCAACUCAAGAAGAACAGCGAUGAGAACUCUGUCAAGGCUCACACCAAAAAGCUUCUUGACGGAUUAGUUCUUCUGCGCGAGUCGAAUCCCAAGGCCAGAAUCGCAAAGACCCUGAUGUACAGAGAGGUGAUUCGUCUCAUAUUUGACUUGUCGCUCGACUACAACGAGCAGCAGCUACUAAGCCUGGAUCUUCCGUCCAGUGAGAUGAACUACCUGAAAAGCAGACUACCUGCUAAAUAG
Ogataea haglerorum is the source of this 3249-nucleotide messenger RNA. RefSeq lists its product as uncharacterized. Gene Ontology annotation, cellular component: nuclear pore cytoplasmic filaments; nuclear pore. NCBI's taxonomy places the organism in Eukaryota, Fungi, Ascomycota, Pichiomycetes, Pichiales, Pichiaceae. The transcript has a single exon. Bases 1 to 3249 code for a protein of 1082 amino acids. Gene Ontology annotation, molecular function: structural constituent of nuclear pore. Gene Ontology annotation, biological process: protein import into nucleus; post-transcriptional tethering of RNA polymerase II gene DNA at nuclear periphery; RNA export from nucleus. The record is from RefSeq and is a predicted model, not a curated record.